Messenger RNA from Asterias rubens (European starfish), 3037 nucleotides. Its product is annotated as small nuclear ribonucleoprotein-associated protein B'-like. Gene Ontology annotation, biological process: mRNA splicing, via spliceosome. Gene Ontology annotation, molecular function: RNA binding. The transcript is spliced from 6 exons. The record is from RefSeq and is a predicted model, not a curated record. The coding region runs from base 105 to 761 and encodes 218 amino acids. Lineage: Eukaryota; Metazoa; Echinodermata; Asteroidea; Forcipulatida; Asteriidae. Gene Ontology annotation, cellular component: U2 snRNP; U4 snRNP; U5 snRNP.
AAGCGAUUCUCCAACAAGCAGAUGUAGCGUCGCGUGCCUGCACGAGAGACUUGGCCAAGCUAUUUUUUCUUUCCUGCUAAUCCACCGUCAUCCAAGCCUUCAAAAUGACGGUGGGCAAGAGCUCCAAGAUGUUGCAGCACAUCAACUUCCGGAUGCGGAUAUCCCUUCAGGAUGGCCGCACUUUCAUCGGAACGUUCCUUGCCUUUGAUAAACACAUGAAUCUGGUGCUCGGUGACUGUGAGGAGUUCAGGAAGAUCAAACCGAAGAGUUCUAAGAUGCCGGAGCGAGAGGAGAAGCGAGCGUUAGGCUUAGUACUCCUCAGGGGAGAGAAUCUGGUGGCCAUGACAGUGGAAGGUCCUCCAGUUACAUCUGGACCCCGUGUUCCCUUGUCAGGUGUUGGCAGUGGUCCUGGUAUGGGCCGUGCAGCAGGCAGGGGAGUACCUGCCCACGCAGCGUCGGCCGCAGCAGCACCGGCUGGACUUGCUGGACCAGUACGAGGCAUCGGAGGACCAUCACAACAGAUCAUGGCACCUGGGGGAAUAGGCGGACCACCACAAUUUAGCGGCCCUCCCGGCAGAGGGAUGCCAGUAAGACCUCCAAUGGGUAGAGGAAUGCCACCAGGUAUGAUGCCUCCCGGCAUGAGACCAGGAAUGCCUCCACUCAUGGGAAGAGGCAUGCCACCACCAGGAAUGGGAAUGCGACCACCAAUGGGAAUGAGAGGACCUCCACCACCUGGCAUGAGACCGCCCCCAAGAAAUUAGCGACCUCUCUCAAACUGUCUUUGCGUCCAAGCAUCUCCUUGCUGUCAAAAUGGACUAUGAACAAAUACCAGCCAGCUCAUAACCACGGUUUGACACUAUCAUCAUUCAAUCUGUGAUGUGGGAGUAUUGUUGAGAGUCUUAACACCAUUGUACGCAGUGUGCACCCACAACUUGUGGUAUUUAAGAGAAAGUGGACAACUGGAAGUCAAGGUCCUGUCCAUGAAUCAAAGAGAUCUCCAGACACGGAACCAGUGUGGAUGCCGGUUGAUGUAUACUUUGGAAUUCUUGGAACUCUUUUAUGUUAACUUCCAAGUUUAAGAUGUUGUUAGUCUGACAGCUGAAUGGACAAGUACCAAUUUUUUAUAAAAGGAAAAAAAAACAAGUAAAAUAUUGGUUUGUAUAUAUUUUUUAACUUAGGUAUAGCGAGGUUAUCACUUAUAAGGAGCAACAUAAAUUCCCAUUUGUGUUUUAAGACAUAACCUUCUUCGGGCCUCUUGAAAAAACACGGCACCCACAGUAAUUGCUGUGGUGUUUUACCCGGGUCUGGUGCCCUUUGCAAGGUUCCUGUACAAAUUCACAUUUGCCUUAUAGAGGUGCCCCUUACCAAAGGGAAAUGUCUGUGCCCCUUAAAGAGCAAAGUUCAAGGCCUGAUGGGGACAGCUGUCGACAGUUUGUUGAAGGCAGUGGGAAUUGUUUUUCGCGGAGAAGAGAUUGUACACUUUGAUGAAUGCAAGUCUUAAACAACGACAUGUUUCUCAGCCAAUUAAAAGGGGUAUUUUGGCUGUGUGUAGAGUGGGGGGGGGGGGGAAUUGACUAUCAUUGCUGUAACUGAACUGUCAUGUCUGGUAGGGCUUUGACCUUGCUUUGUUGCCUGUAGCCACAGCCGCUGUGUAAGAAGCUAAACUCAAAAGCAUUUUGACUUAUGAUUUUUGUUGCACACCUGUAGUCUUUGAACCUUUUGAAGGGUAUUCCUAGCCACUAAGCUGGUGUUCUCAUUUCUGUGUUUUGGACUUGAUUAUAAGAUUUAGACCCAGUAUAAAGCCUGGCUCAUACUUCUUGUGAAUGUAAAUGUGAAACUAAUUUUGACGCCACAAGUUUGCAACAUAUAGCUUGCAACAGGUGACUUGUACUCUAACCUGCAAAACAUUCGCUGCAAAAAAGCCAUGUGAUGUCAAAUUUUCUCGCAUUCGCAUUCUCAAGAAGUAUGAACCGGGCUAAAGAGAGCCAGCUUUGUAUUUAAAUAACUGCAACCUACAACAAUGUAAAUACAGUGAGCCAAACACCUUUAGUUUAGUUCACUCGGCGAGUUCAGGCAAAACCAGUUUGAAUUUUGUUGGAGUAGAAUUCAAGGAGAAAGGAGGUUCAAAAAGGCCACUGAAUUUAUUUUGCGUUUUUCCAUAUAUAAUUUCAUUCCAGAGGAUGUUUUGCUUUGGUGUAUUAACUCCUUAAAACAUGUUUUACAAGUUAAAUUUAAUUUUCAAUCAUGUCUACAUGUAGAUAUUUAAAAGCCAGAACUUAAGUUUGUAUCUUGUUAACUAUUUUUUAAUUCCUAUAAAUAUCUACACAUUGUAUCAGCUAUUGACAAAAGUUCAACCGUACAUGGAAGUGUGGCUGUGUUUGAAUCAAAUUACUUCAGCAACGAGAAUAUGGCCAUUGGUUGGAAUGAUAAGGCUAAAGAUGAAAGAAUAUGACUUGUUUGCAUUGUAGAUAUAGCCACUGCUGGAGUCAUUCAUUCAGACAUGGCCUGGGUUGAUAAACAGUACUCCAUUUGCACAUUAUAGACUGCCUAUCCUCGUGUAUUUUUAAAUAUUGAGGUGCAUAGCUAUUGUACAUGUUAACCCCUAAUGCUAAAGCAAUUUAUGUCAGAACACAAUGCUCCCCAAAAUGUUCACUGUGUUUGGGACUUGCUUCAACGUCUAUACACCUUAAUCAUGCUGCCUCCAUCUUGGUCAUGUACCUUGUAUCAAAUAAUGAUGUUUAUCAUAUUUUGACAUUUUGCCAGUUAUCUACUAAAAGAAAGGGCCCAAUUUCAUAAAGCUGUUAAGCAGAAAAUGCUAUUUAGAAGAGGGUGGGGGGACGACAGUUGCAACAAUUUUAUGCAACCAGUUUCUGUUAGAGCAUGAUUUGUAUGUGCUUAGCAGUUUUGUAUGCUUACAGGCUUUAUGAAAUUAGGCCCAGGUUGUUUAGCCGUCUAAGUUUGUUCCAACCAAUUUUAUUUCCAUGUCGGAUGCAUUUAGUGUGAAUUAAUAAUUAUUCUGAUACAGUGAAUACCUCAA